GAUGUUGGGUGUAAUUGUAUUAUUGUUUGUAAAUUUUUUGCUCGUACAGAGCCAAAAUGUCUAUAAGAUGGAGGAAGCUGAUCGCCAUUUUUCUGAGUUCAAAGAAAAGCAUAAUAAACAAUACGACACCGUGAUUGAAGAGGAAAUUAGAUUUCUGGUUUUCAAGAAGAACCUUAGGGAAAUAAAUGAAUUGAAUAAAGCAGGCGAUGCUGUAUAUGGUAUAACAGAAUUUACCGACCUCACCAAAGAGGAGUUUAUCAAAUACCAUACAGGCUUGAAAGGAGAGUUUGAUAAUGUGAAUUGUGAAGUAGCUUUGAGCCUCUCUGAUGCGCCUGAUGCCUUUGACUGGAGGAGCAAAAACGUAGUCAGCAGGGUGAAGGAUCAGGGAAAAUGUGGAUCCUGUUGGGCAUUUGGUGCUUCAGGUGCUGUGGAGAGUCAGUACGCGAUCGUGAAUAAAAAAAUCCAAGAGGUAUCGGAGCAGCAGCUUGUCGAUUGCGACAGGAUGUCUUCUGGGUGUGGUGGCACUGAUCGCUUAGAAAAUCCAUUUAUCUAUUUCAUUGAAAAUGGAGCAAUGUCAGAGGAAGAUUAUCCUUACAAAGCAAAGAAUGGUAAAUGCAAAUACGAUAAAACUAAAGUGCUAGUGACAGUACAAGGUUGCAGAAGCGUUCAACUGGAUGAUGAUGAAGAGAAAUUGAAGAAAUUCCUCCAUGAGCACGGUCCAGCUACUGUAGGUGUUGAUGCUUCAGCGCUUUUUGGAUACAAAUCGGGCAUCGUCAGCGAUUCUCAAUGUAAAUCAGAUGGUGUCAACCAUGCUGUUCUUUUGGUUGGAUAUGGAACAGAAAAAGGCAUUCCUUUCUGGAUAAUAAAGAAUUCGUGGGGGAAAAAGUUUGGAGAAGAGGGCUACUUCAGGAUCCAGAGGGGAAACAACUGCCUUAUGAUAGCAACAGUGAAUCCCAUUCAACCUAUAAUCAAGUAGAAGAUUUUAUAUAUUUACUGCCUAAAGCUAAGUAAAAAUAUCAAAAAGAUUAUAGCAAUUUGUUGGAAAUGGUUGUCAAAUAAAAAAAAUAAUUUCGA
Molecule: messenger RNA, 1074 nt
Organism: Colias croceus (clouded yellow)
Lineage: Eukaryota; Metazoa; Arthropoda; Insecta; Lepidoptera; Pieridae
Product: cysteine proteinase 15A-like
Exons: 6
Coding region: 2-976 (324 amino acids)
Cellular component (GO): lysosome
Molecular function (GO): cysteine-type endopeptidase activity
Source: RefSeq, a predicted model, not a curated record